Molecule: messenger RNA, 1229 nt
Organism: Actinia tenebrosa (Australian red waratah sea anemone)
Lineage: Eukaryota; Metazoa; Cnidaria; Anthozoa; Actiniaria; Actiniidae
Source: RefSeq, a predicted model, not a curated record
AACACUCCUGCUCGUUUAUUAAGCAGUACUUUCAAACUGUUCUUCUUUUCUGUUACAAAUGUUUUCCUUCUUUUUUAAUUUUUCUUGCCGUUUCCUGCUGCAGACAUACGAAGAACAAGGCAAACAAUUCAAGAAAUAACGACUGUCUGGCGGUGAACAUGACCUAUGAACGUGGAGAUAUCAUCCUUGACCAGACUACUGACACUCCCACAGACGCGUCAACCGUAAACACAGUAGAUGAUCAACCGCAGUCACGUGACGAGCCUCCCGAUUACGAAGACGUUGAUUACACACGACUGAAUGAAGUUCCACCUCCAAGAAGAUCAAUAAAACGUCAAGAAUGUCAUGCACUCGAGCCCGUUGGUUAUGAUACCCCUGAUGUAUUCUACCACGUGCUGGAGCACCCAAAUAUAGAAUCAUCAGAUGGACUACAAUGCUAUGCGCGCGAGCCUCAUAGUAAUGGUUCCUCUGAAGUGUUUUACCACACAUUGGAUUCCCCCACAGAUUUGAAUAGACCAACUAAUCAGAAUCUUUUUGAAGUCAACCAUUACACAUUGAAGCCUGUAUAUGAAUCAGCAGAGAACUCUGCUCCACUCGUUGAGGCGAACAAACUUUACGACAAUUCCAUCGCAUGAGUGUGACAUAGCAUAUCAUCACGUAGGACAGAUUCCGCGUGACUGUGACAAAAUUGAUUAAAAAACACGACAAGGUGAUGGUACGGAAGUAAAAUGACAUUCCUGGAUCGGAAUUACUUGCUUUGGUUAUACGCGAUUAACUGCUCGUCAAAUAUAAAUGCAAAUUGAUCAUGGUAUGAAGGCCAUACGUUUGUUAGCCACUGGCUGUUAAGGACCGUUAUCAAAUUAUAUAUAAAUAAUAAUCAAAACGAAACAAACAAGGACUUCGUUUACCUGCCAUAUUUGCGUAGACCCAUUUUGCCGUAUAAAACCUAAACGUCUUUCAAUUUGCAGCUGCAUAAGUCGCUUCAUAUAAUGCGAGGAUCAGCUCAAUUUGAUACUAUUACAACCGCAGGACAAAUAUAUAUUUCAUAUAUAUUCUCAUACACACAAACGUAGCUAUAACAAAGCACUAUGGAAAGUUGACAAAAAAAUAAAAAAAUAAAAAAAAAUUACUGAGAAUUUACUCUCCAUCCAAUUGCCCGAAACACGACAUGAACACGACGCAAACACGGUCACGUAAGGGCUACCCUAUUACAAUAAAGGCAUUCAAAA